Molecule: messenger RNA, 866 nt
Organism: Triticum aestivum (bread wheat)
Lineage: Eukaryota; Viridiplantae; Streptophyta; Magnoliopsida; Poales; Poaceae
Exons: 4
Coding region: 82-681 (199 amino acids)
Source: RefSeq, a predicted model, not a curated record
AAGAAAUCUCAAGGCUAGGCUCGAGACGAGUUCCCAGCCCAAAGCAAACGGCAGUUGUGUACGUGCUGGAUUGAUCCGGCGAUGGGAUCUUUGUUCUCUUCCCCUGCCGCCGUCAGCACCAAGUUGGAUUACGGCCGCCCUCUCUCGGUCCAAGAAGAGCACAUCGCCCGCUCUAUGUCAAAAGAGAUGCUGGCUAGCAUCCAGAAAUUCCUGGACAGACCAAAGACUGGCGUUCCCCUCUUCACACAAGAAGAGAUGGUCGCCUCCCGUAUUUCUGUGCUUGUCGACCUCGCCCUCGAACAUUACAACUCCAACAAUCCGGAUGCCGAGUUCGAGUAUCCUGCGCGAUCGACCACGGAGAUGAAUGCCGCCUGCAUCGGUUUUAGGGGAACUUUCUGGUACCACCUCGGCUUUACGGCUCGCCCGAUGGACGCAACCGCCGAGAAGCAGCAGUUCUUUGCCGAGCUAUAUUUCGAUAGACACUCCAAUCAAUUGGCCGUUGAAACGUGCACCAUCUUAAAAAAGCCGUUGUGCUGCUUUACCAGGACGUGUGCAUUUUGUCCAGAUGAAUCCAAGAUUUUGCACCCAAGCCAUGAAGAAUUUGUGUGUGGAAAGCAAGUUCACGAAAAAGAAUUCUUCCGCAAGAGGGAUAUGCUAAUGCGGCAUUUAAUUCUUUUGUGAUAGCUCCUGAUGUAGAUAGCGCCGAUGAUCCAUGACUCUUAUGUUAUAGCCUAUGUAUUGAUGUUGUAACAUAACUAUGAUUUUCGUCAUUUCUUUCCUUGGACUAGGUAAUUGUUGUAACAGGGGCACACAUAUCCUAGCGAGUCAACACUAAUCAGGUCUAAUAUAUCCUUUUAAAAUUCUCA